AUGCUUCUUGCAGAAUACACUGAUGAUAUUGUAGUAAGCCAAAAUGCCUAUGCAAUUAAGUCACGCAAAAAUUCGCUCUGGUCUCUGGCUACAAAAUUAUUAUCUGCCUUUGAUCAUUCGAAUUCUACAACCCAUUAUCUUUUUGAAGAUGCACCAGAAAUUAGUAAAAAUGAAAUUAAAAAUAUUCUUGCUCUCUAUAAAAGAGGUAAAUCACAUUUUCAACAGCUAUUAGCACAAGAUGUAUAUAAAACUGAACCUAAACUUAGGAAAAAACGAAAAAACCAAGAAGACAAUUCUACUCAAGUUCAACGAAGUUCUUCUACAUUAGAGCAG
Molecule: messenger RNA, 333 nt
Organism: Racocetra fulgida
Lineage: Eukaryota; Fungi; Glomeromycota; Glomeromycetes; Diversisporales; Gigasporaceae
Source: the annotation of a GenBank genome assembly